UCCCACUCCGACCCAAGCCGCACCUCCGAGUAAUCCAUAUUCCGUACCUCUUGUCAUACGACACCUCGUUGAGAGCUUGGGCAGGUCGGAACUGUCUUGCAUCUUGCCAUGGCCAUCUUCACAACGAGGCUAACUAUCUCUAUUCUGGUUACAGUGCUGGGGUUUAUCCUCACCCGCGCACCGUUCAUGAUGUCUUCAGUCGCGCCCUCGAAGCAGUGGGCCGAUGGGCCGUUGAAGCUCAUCACCACUCCUCAGUUCCUGACUAAAAAGACCGAUAUCUUUACGUCAGGAGCAACACACAUGUCCUUGCUGCAUAAUUCGAUCUUCCGCGGCUAUAAUUCUAUCUACCAUCAGGCCCCUCUUGUUGCCGACAAGGACAAGGCCGAUUUCGUCGGUUACUGCCUGACCUGGUUCAAAUUCGUCAAGUCGCACCAUGAUGACGAGGAAGUUACGUUGUUUCCGAAGAUCGAGGAGCUUCUCAAGGACAAAACAAUCUUUGAGGAAACGCACAAGGAGCAUGAGUCGUUCCUUCCCGGCGUCGCCGAUUUUGAGAAGUACCUCACCGGUCUCAAGGCCCCCUCCGAUUUUUCUGGCGACGAGUUGCUGCAAAUCAUGAAGUCCUUCCAGCAACCUUUCGAGCAUCACUUCCACAACGAGAUCACAACCAUCUCCAAGCUUGCUGACCACCCGAACGCGCCCAAGCAGGGCACACCCGAGAAUGACGCCGCUGCGGCCACGUUUAAGGCAUGGGGCAAGAGCACAGUGACCAAGGCGGGCGUCACUGAUGUCGUUCCCUUCUUCCUGCUCAAUCUUGACCGUACUGUUGAGGACGGCAUGUGGGCAAAUUGGCCACCCAUGCCGGCGCCCAUCAAAUGGGGGCUUAUCAACCUCGCCGGAGCCUGGCACUCUGGGUGGUGGAGGUUCACCUCGUGUGAUGCUGCCGGCCAGCCACAGGAGUUGUGGGCUUAUCGUGCGGCGGAUGCCAAGACAUCUUGAUGGCAUGAGCGCGCGACCGUGUGGGCAGUGAGGUGGUCGGUAAAUGCUCUCCUUAUACAAGUAUGAGAAACGAUAAUCUUUGUCUUAAAGGCAGGCGAGGUUCCGUAUUAUUCUGGAUUUUGUUUGUAGGCUUUUACACGUUCUUCAGCAUGUUCUUAUGUAUAUCCGUCAAUGCGUGUCAGCUGCUGGAGUGGUACUGUACGGCUCUGUAAUGUUACCUGAUCCGACCUGUAUUUCAGUACUCAAGUACACACGAAUUUCGGCUGCUGUGCCGCUGACAAAUCGGCCGAUUGA
Molecule: messenger RNA, 1290 nt
Organism: Thermothelomyces thermophilus ATCC 42464
Lineage: Eukaryota; Fungi; Ascomycota; Sordariomycetes; Sordariales; Chaetomiaceae
Exons: 4
Coding region: 109-996 (295 amino acids)
Source: RefSeq, a predicted model, not a curated record